This is a messenger RNA of Lottia gigantea (owl limpet), 654 nucleotides long. RefSeq lists its product as hypothetical. Gene Ontology annotation, cellular component: membrane. Gene Ontology annotation, molecular function: hexosyltransferase activity. NCBI's taxonomy places the organism in Eukaryota, Metazoa, Mollusca, Gastropoda, Lottiidae. The record is from RefSeq and is a predicted model, not a curated record. The transcript has a single exon. The annotation marks the transcript as partial.
CUUUCCCGUUCCGAUCACCGAGAUCCAUUGUUGAACCUCCAUCAAUUUAAAUAUCUCAUCAACGCGGAUAUGUGCGAACAGAAUUUAUUUGUCUUAGCUUUCGUUCACAGUUCUCCAAACAAUGUGAAAGAACGCAAUGAGAUCCGAUCAACUUGGGGUGGAGACAAAAGAGCGCAUUGUAGGACCGUAUUCCUGUUAGGAGAUCCCCAGAACGAUCAAAUUCAACUGGCUAUUACUGAAGAAGCCAGGAAAUAUAAAGAUAUUGUACAAGGUGAUUUUAAGGACUCGUAUAGGAACCUCACAUAUAAACAUAUCAUGGGCUUGUCGUGGACUACACGUAACUGCCCUAACGUGAGAUAUAUUUUGAAAACGGAUGAUGACACAAUGGUUAAUGUUUUCAAUAUGAUGGAGUAUCUAAGUAAAGCAAAUCCACUGAAGAACUUUUUGUACUGCAGGGUUUUUCCAAAAAGUAGACCUUUUAGGUCCAUUAAUAAAUGGCGAGUAAACUUUACAGAAUAUCCAUUUUCUUUUUAUCCAAGCUAUUGUGCGGGAUUUGCUUAUCUUAUGACACCAGACGUUGCUGUACAGUUCUUGAAAGUUUCGAAAUAUGUCAAAUUUUACUGGAUAGAUGAUGUUUUUAUAACAGGAAUUUUG